AUCUACAUGGCAAACAUCACACAGGCCGAUCAGGACAUUGUUCUGGGGUUUUCCCCUGGCCCGAUACACGCGGUGGACGGGGACAGAGGCCUUAAGACUCGGCUCACGUUCACACUUCUUUCAGGUGCAGACAAUGGCAGAUUUGCUAUCAACAACGAGACGGGAGAGGUGAAGUUGACAAGACGCGUGGAAGAUAAACAACUAACACCAAUAUUCAGACUGCGAAUUAUGGCCUCCCAGCUGAACGACCACAGGAAGUACAGUGUGGUGUCUGCACAGGUGAGAGUGCUGGCCGAGAACAGCUUCCCUCCGACCUUGAACCAAACGACCUACAAAGGCUUCGUCAUCCAGAGUGACAGCCCAGCCACCAUUGUCUCCACCUAUGGGAAACAAGUCCUCAUCGUUCAGGCCACCGACAGGGACUUCGCCGAUGGAUUCAAUUCGAAGAUAGCGUACACACUCCAUCCCCUGUCUGCAAGUGAAGGACUGUUCUACAUUACCCGGGAGGGGAUAGUGAUCGUGAGGACUCGACGCCUUAAAGCCUUUGACAGGCACAUCCUGGAGGUGGUUGCUAAGGACGAGGAAUCAGGAGAAAGGGCCACAGCCUCCCUGGACAUUGAGGUUCUGCAAAGGGGCCAAUCGGUCCCCAGGGGUCAGUUCCAGGAAGAGCCUCUGUUUGGGGAUGUGGACACUACGAUGGCAGGGGCCAUUUCCGCCAUCCUCUUGGUGCUGUUUGUGACAGUAAUAUGCCUGACGGUCCACUUGGUCAGGCGAAGGAGAGACAAACAGGACCCAGUGGACCAAGGGGCACUCACAAUGGGGGAGGACCCGAAUGUGGUGAACCCGAGCCGUGCGGCACACUGUUCCGCCGACCUCUCCUUCAUGGCGAUGUCGUUCUCCAGCGAAGAAGGUGAGAGCGCCCGCGCCGAAAGCCUCCGCGGCAGGGCGGGGGUCUACACCAGGAAGACCUCGCUACUGCCCCUUCCGUUGGUGCACCUCCCCGAGGACCAAGAAGACAGCCCGGAGACCCCUCCUCCCGAGUCUGGGUUGUUCCAAACUAAGCCCAAAGGCUGCACGGCCCCAUCGUCGUCAACGUCUUCUUCAUCAGCGGCCCCGACCAAGGUCCCGUUGAAGCAUGUCAGCAAGACGUUGAGGAAGGAUCAAGAGGAAGAAGACCCUCCCCCAGCGCCGUGGCGGACUGAGGGGAGGCCAGCAACGGAUGACUCUCAGACAGAAUAUCGCAGAGCCGGUCCCAGGAAACUGAGCUUGCUCCUGCCUUUGGAGGAGGCCGCAUCCGGGAGCAAACCCACGGGGAAGGGCGCCCCGGAGCAGCGCAUUGAGAACCCUUACAGUGCCAUGCACGCCGUGAUCUGUGUCUCUGACAACGAGGAGGAUGAUGAGGACACUAGCGCAUAAUAAGACAAGAUGAUGGACUCUGUAGGAGUAGCAGAGGGAACGGGAAAACUGGGGGGGCGGACAUGUGUGAUUGUUCCGUUCAACACAGACGUGUCCAUUAAGUAACUUAGCCUUCAAAACAGAUCACUUCGGGGGGAGAUAGGAAUGAGCUCUGGAGGCUCUGCUUCGAACAAAAAAGUUUAUUCAUACUUGAGGACGGUUUCAAACUUGUCAGACUUUAAGUAGUCAAACUAAUGCUGUCAUAUUAGGUAGGUUGCUAAUUUUUAUUUUCAACAUGGUUUACUUCGGGAAAUGUUGAGAUGUCCUUGAUUGGCAUCAACUUGAUUUCUUGGAGAAUAAGACGAAAUCAGCAUAGUUUGCCAGUUUAGUGCGGUGACAAUGAUAUUGUUUCACACAGACGCCGAACACAGUGAGCAUCACCAUCUGGAAAGAUGCUCUUCCCUUUGCAGUCUUACAAAAACUUGAUUCCUUUGUACAACAUUCAGCACAUUGAGUCACCACUCAUUCACUGGUCAGACGACUUGUACAACGGAAAAUAAAGACUCUACCAACGUCACUAUUAUCCACAGUCACAAAUCAACUUCUGAAAGGAAACACCUCUUCCAAAUCCAAACCUGCAUCCCCCCUGCUCCUAUGGAUUGUAAUUAAAAA
Messenger RNA from Gadus chalcogrammus (walleye pollock), 2067 nucleotides. RefSeq lists its product as uncharacterized. The transcript is spliced from 8 exons. Gene Ontology annotation, biological process: cell-cell junction assembly; calcium-dependent cell-cell adhesion; cell morphogenesis. Bases 7 to 1416 code for a protein of 469 amino acids. Gene Ontology annotation, cellular component: membrane; catenin complex; adherens junction. NCBI's taxonomy places the organism in Eukaryota, Metazoa, Chordata, Actinopteri, Gadiformes, Gadidae. Gene Ontology annotation, molecular function: cadherin binding; calcium ion binding. The record is from RefSeq and is a predicted model, not a curated record.